CGCCGAUGCGCAGAGGGUUCGCGAGGACCGUUGGCGCGCCGUGAAGGAGACAUUUGCCAAGUGCUGGUCAGCGUACAAAGAGCACGCAUGGCUCUCAGACCAGCUAGCCCCUGUAUCGGGGGGCCGUCGCAACAGCUUCGGCGGCUGGGUGGCCACACUGGUCGACUCGCUCGACACCAUCUGGAUCAUAGGGAUGCGCACCGAAUUCCAUGAGGCCGUAGCUGCUGACGACAUGGCUGCACAGCAGAACUCGACAUCGCUACCUGGUCUCUGGCCGCUGGUCGUAGAUGCCCAGGCCAAGGUCUUCAACUCUGGGAUAAUUUUUACCCUCGGCGCCAUGGCAGACUCGGCGUAUGAGUACUUACCCAAAAUGUCGGCCUUGCUUGGGGGUCAGCUGCCGGUAUACCAGACUAUGUAUGAGGAGGCGAUGGCAACGGCCACGAAAUACAACCUGUUUCGGCCGAUGACGCUGACAAACGAGGAUAUCCUGGUCUCUGGUCAGGUGCACACGAAAAAAGAGAGCGGGAAAACGUCCGUCGAGCUGGAGCCACAGGGCCGCGUCUCGUUUGCUUCUUAGGUGGGCUGUUGGCGCUGGGCGGGAAACCCUUCGGCCCCGACGACGACAUGACCACCGCGAACAAGCUAGGCGAUUAGUGUGUGUGGACCUACAAGGCCUUCCCCCCACGGAAUUCCC
This is a messenger RNA of Phialemonium atrogriseum, 694 nucleotides long. RefSeq names its product glycoside hydrolase. Gene Ontology annotation, biological process: mannose trimming involved in glycoprotein ERAD pathway; carbohydrate metabolic process. Gene Ontology annotation, cellular component: membrane; endoplasmic reticulum. NCBI's taxonomy places the organism in Eukaryota, Fungi, Ascomycota, Sordariomycetes, Cephalothecales, Cephalothecaceae. The annotation marks the transcript as partial. The transcript has a single exon. The record is from RefSeq and is a predicted model, not a curated record. Gene Ontology annotation, molecular function: calcium ion binding; mannosyl-oligosaccharide 1,2-alpha-mannosidase activity.